Molecule: messenger RNA, 2723 nt
Organism: Ornithodoros turicata
Lineage: Eukaryota; Metazoa; Arthropoda; Arachnida; Ixodida; Argasidae
Exons: 1
Coding region: 208-1758 (516 amino acids)
Source: RefSeq, a predicted model, not a curated record
UGCCAGUGCGGACAGCCAGCCUACAGAGAUUCGACGUUUCGCCAGGAAGGCCGGCAUCACACAGCUGUUCACGUGUACACGGCGUGAUACCCGAGCGUCUCUUCGCUUAAUCUCCAGCGAGGGCCAGAAAAGGAAGAACGCUAACGCAUGGAAGCACGCGCUACGAGUGCAGGCACAACCGGCGUGUUAGACAUUCGAAUGUAAAUCAUGGCAGGAAAAUCUGAUGCCGACAUCGAUGAUGGGAAAUCGGAAAGAUCUUCCCGCAUAGUCUUGCCGUGGAGUCUUCGGCAACAGUGUCUCGAUGAAGUGCGGCGAAGUUUACUCCGCUGGAGCAAGAGCCAAGAGGAUGAAGCGCAAACGCCGACGUCUCCCAUCGAGAACAAUCCCUUCGUCGACUGCCCGCUUCACGUGAGACAAGAUCUCUUGGAAUCUAUACUCGAUGAUGAGAGCCGUAGUCCAGCUCUAAGGCGCAUCGCGGAGAUGCUGCUCGUUUCUGGGCUGCAGUCCUUCGACCUCAGCUGCCUGGACGAAUUUGACAAGACGGAGCUCCAGUUCAUCCUUGACGUCCUUCAAGAGCACGGCUCUGCCCUGCGCGAAUUGACCAUCGCUGGUCUGUGGAUGUACUCUUCGGAGAGCGGCGAAAUCGUGCAACGCUUGUUGAGUUCUGCCCCGAAUUUGAGGAUUUUGCGAAUCCAAGACAUGUACGGCGAAGACCUGGAAAUCCUCGCACGUUGCUGUCCGCGGUUGCAACGGUUAGAGGUGAUGCACCACUCCAUUAAUGCGGAAGACAUUGCAGGCUUCGUUAGCAUUGUGCGGCGGGAGAACCUCGCCAUCGGUGACAGCAUAAUGGAGGUUCGUCUUCCAGCAUCAGUCGAUGGUGAAGGCGUGCUUGCCCUUAUUGAAGCAUUACCCAACCUUCAGAUCGUUCGUUGCGUCUACCUCGAGAAAGUGCUUGACAGCCUCGAUAUUCGAGCAAAUGCCGGUUCUAGCCAACGUUCGUGGUGGGUGCAAAGGUUGCGACGGAUUCACGCCGUUCAGUCAGGCAUACCGAUGGGCUGGGGCAGCGUCGAGAGGUUAGUGUCGUGGUUCCCGGAAGUGGAAGAGGUCGUGUUGCAUGUGCAAGAGGGCAUGAACCUGAGAGAACUUGCGAAACUUGGAAAACUGCGGUCGCUAGAGCUUCGAAACAGUCCAACUUUCCCGUCAUCUUACACCGACGACGUCCUUCCUCUUCUCGCACUUUGUGGACGGCGCCUUCUCCGGUUGGCGUUGGAACACUUCGACGUAAUUGACUUGGGUCGGACGCAUACCAUGUGUCCAGACCUCGAGUCAUUGUCCAUCCGGUGGUUCAUACUUCUUGGCUGUGCUCUGCCGUCGACCCACCGCAGUGUGACAGUGAAGCCAUUUCAAAAUCUCCGUGACCUCCACAUAAGGCCCCGAGUGGGUAGGGUGGUGCAGAGGGAAGCAUGUGAACUCCUGCUGAGUCACUGCUGCAAUCUCCGCUGGUUGGAGAUAUUUUGUGGCGCAGGGCUGAAUGAUUCUCUGGCACAGUGUUUGUGCAGAAGGAAUGGUUUCACACGCCUCAAGACUGUAAGGUUACCGCACGGGCAUGGGCUUACAGCGGAAGGGCUGCAGUGCCUUCUGUCCAGGGCAUCAAAGCUAAAGUGCUGGAGCGCUGGAAAGUUGACGAAGCGUCCUUCUCUCACGGAUGACGAAGAUGAAGGGCCACACGACAUGCGGGAUCUCGGUGUGGAUAACUGACUCUGCUGUGAUAUUUUGUGAAUAUAUAGUCUCUAAUGUGAUCAAGAAAUUUAGUUGUGUGCAAGACGUUCUUGUACAGGUGGUGGGCGUGCGUGAGAUAUGGUGGGACAGAGUCCGGAAAGUGUGUCGCAUUGUGAUGCCGUGCGAAGGUUGUGUGUAUGCGCUAGCUGCGCGUUCCAUCAUGUAUUACUAAUGUAGUACGUGCUCAGGUGAAAAACGUUUGCACUUACAAGUGGUCUAUGAAACAAUUUCUACUUGAAACUACUUUGAACCACUUUGUACGUAAAUGGUUUAAAGCGGAAAUUAUUUCAUAAACCAUAUCGAAUUGCAGACAUUUUUCACACUACAAUGUACAUUGUACACUACAAUGUACAUGUAUUACUAAUGUACAAAUGAAUGAAGUUCCUUCGGAGGGAUUACCAGUUUGCAAACUGAAUUGAACUGGUAAAGAGUUGAGCUCUUUGUUUUCAAGACUCAUUCCAAAGAUAAAGAAGUUGCGGUGGUACUAACCUUGCACAACAAGGUGCAGGACAAACUAUUGACAGGAUGGUUGGUAUACAUCAGGUAUAGUUUUAGAUUUAACUUACUGAACGCUAUACUUCUUUUUGACCCAACAAAAGCUCUGAGCUCCACUGAAUGUGCAAGAAACCACCACGCUUUGCUGCAUUUCAAUGCAAUUGUGUAUACCUUGGCAGUAAAAUGGCUGUGCUUUUCUGCAGCUCUCGUUAGUUUCAAAAGCGGUGCAUCUUGUGUUAUAUGUAUUUCUCUUGUUCGCUCAUGUGAGAUGAUGAAAAUGCUCUAAGCAACUGCCAUCACCCCACUUAUCCGGUCACAAAAAUGUGCCAAUGGCUAAUGCCUCAUCGCACAAGUGCUCACGUUUUCCAUGGUGCAUUGUAGAACAAGGGUUCUUCAUAUGAAUGGCUAUAAGAAUAAAAGGUGCUGAAGAGCUGCACCACUUUUGUGGA